AUGAAUGACUCCUGCGUACGAUUAUCCUUGGAGAGGCAAGAUAGACAGUGGGCCACAUGGGAGCCAGCCAUGGCUUCCCUUCCCAUCGGACAUGACUGCCUUGCCUGGACUCGUCUGCCUGCCUUCCUGCCUGUUUCACCCUCCAUUGCUUCUUUCGAUCACAGACACCCGCAGACUGGCCAUUUGCAGCGCUCGCAUCGUGAUUGGACUGCAGCGCCUUCAUCUCAAUUUCGCAGGUCCAGCGUGUCGGGCGCGCCAAACCCUCAGGUUCCCUGCAAGUCCGAACGAAAAGGCCAAAUGGACGAAAGUUGA
Molecule: messenger RNA, 312 nt
Organism: Aspergillus luchuensis
Lineage: Eukaryota; Fungi; Ascomycota; Eurotiomycetes; Eurotiales; Aspergillaceae
Exons: 1
Coding region: 1-312 (103 amino acids)
Source: RefSeq, a predicted model, not a curated record